This is a messenger RNA of Branchiostoma floridae (Florida lancelet), 1760 nucleotides long. RefSeq names its product cytochrome P450 4B1-like. NCBI's taxonomy places the organism in Eukaryota, Metazoa, Chordata, Leptocardii, Amphioxiformes, Branchiostomatidae. Bases 60 to 1328 code for a protein of 422 amino acids. The transcript has 11 exons. The record is from RefSeq and is a predicted model, not a curated record. Gene Ontology annotation, molecular function: iron ion binding; oxidoreductase activity, acting on paired donors, with incorporation or reduction of molecular oxygen; monooxygenase activity.
UAACGUCGGAAUGGUUCCGACAAUAUCAGCAUGGGUACAUCUUCAAACACGGUGCAGCAAUGGGUCGACUGGUAGCAACCCAUCCAGACGACGUGCGAGCGGUACUGAUGCGUACAGACCAGAAGCUCGAAAUCAUCUACGGCAUGUUGAGACCAUGGCUUGGUGAUGGUCUCCUUCUAAGUAGCGGGCCCAAGUGGUUCCGGAACCGCCGCCUCCUCACACCGGGGUUCCACUUCGAGAUCCUCAAGCCGUACGUUCGACUCUUCUCAGAGAGCACAAACGCCAUGCUGAAUAACUGGAAAGAACUGAAGCCUGGCUCGUCCAUUGACGUGUUCCACCACAUGAGUCUGAUGACGUUGGACAGCAUGCUGAAGUGUACACUCAGCCAAAACACUAACUGCCAGACCAGGAAAACCAACGACUACCUCUCAUCCAUCCACGAACUAACUGAGCUGGCAAUGCAGAGAGGGAGGUCUAUUAUCUACCUCCUGAGUGACUUCGUGUAUGGCCUCUCGACUAGUGGAAGAAGGCAUAAAGCCGCCUGCAACAUUGUCCACAAGUACUCAGAAGAGAUAAUCCGUCAACGUAAAGAAGUCCUGAAGCAACAGUCCGCUGGAGACAGCACCUAUGGCAAGAAGUAUCUGGACUUUCUUGACAUUCUGUUGAGGGCAAAGGAUGAAGAUGGAAACGGUCUGACUGAUGCUGAGAUCCGUGACGAGGUGGACACCUUCAUGUUCGAGGGACACGACACCACAGCCAGCGGGCUGGCCUGGACCCUGUACUGUCUGGCUCGUUAUCCGGGACAUCAGGAUAAGUGCAGGAAGGAGGCACAGGAAGUACUGCAGGGGAGAACGGAAGUGACGUGGGAAGACCUACCGUCGAUGAAAUACAUCACCUUGUGUGUGAAGGAGAGCCUGAGGAUGUACCCUGCGGUUCCGGAGAUAUUACGAGACGUGGAGACACCUCUUACCUUCAGCGAUGGGAGGACCUUACCCGAAGGAUCACAAGUGUACAUCAGUCUGCGUCUUCUUCACCGUAGCCCACACAUCUGGGAGAAACCUGAGGAGUACGAUCCUCUGCGGUUUUCACCUGAGAACUCCAAGGGCAGACACCCGUACGCCUUUCUUCCCUUCUCAGCAGGCCCAAGGAACUGUAUCGGACAGCACUUCGCCAUGAACGAGUUGAAGACAGCUGUUGCGCUCAUCCUGCGGCGGUUCAGUCUGACUCCUGACGAUACCCUACCGGAGCCCUUUCCAGUAGAAAGGAUGAUCCUCCGAGCCGAUAGUCCGGGUCUCUACCUCAGGAUCACACCUAUUGAGAUGGACUAAGUGCUUGGUGUUCUGUCAGCAGAUACAGAAGUCCUUAACUUUAUACAUCACUGUAUACGUAAUGGGUUCAAUUACAAAAAAAGAGUUCGGAGAUCUCAUACCUCCAUGAAAUAGUUAGAGCUUUCGGAUUUUUUUCUUGUUCAUUUGAGUUUAUCUCAAAGCGGAGGAGAGGGGAGGGUCCGAACGAUCUUUAUAAGCUGCCCUCUAGUACAUUAAAACAACAACCAUUGUGUAACAUUACAAUAACAACACGCGUCAAUAAAUUUGCAGGGCAUAUAAAAUAGCAGGGCAUAAUCUGAAUAUUAGUAUGUAUGAUGGACUAUAAUGUGCAGGAGCCUAACGCGGCCUUGAAGCUACAUCAGCUUUCCCUUCUAGUACUUUUGUAUUUGUGAAUGAAAAUAUGAAAUAAAGUUUGAUGAGGGUGUUUUGGUA